Molecule: messenger RNA, 5343 nt
Organism: Mugil cephalus (flathead mullet)
Lineage: Eukaryota; Metazoa; Chordata; Actinopteri; Mugiliformes; Mugilidae
Gene: ciz1a
Product: cdkn1a interacting zinc finger protein 1a
Exons: 16
Coding region: 349-2649 (766 amino acids)
Cellular component (GO): nucleus
Molecular function (GO): zinc ion binding; nucleic acid binding
Source: RefSeq, a predicted model, not a curated record
CCGUACAAUAUCAAAGAGGAAGACAACAGUUCCCCAAGCGACCUCUGGGGGCGACUCAUCCCACCAAAGGCUGGAUACAUAUUGAUGUGUGCAAGUUGCACAUCGGCGAUCACUGUGAGUGUUUAACUCUGCGCUAUGACUUUAUUUGGAUAAUCAGUCGCCGCUGACGUGCCGAGGGAUUGCAUCGUAACAACCACGGGAAGCUUAAGGUAAAAUGCAGCAAGCUCCCGAAGAAGUUUGAGGGGUCGGAUCCUCUUCUUUUUUAACAUUAAUCGGGCAUUUGCACCAUUGACACCUGCGGCUCCGUCUACUCGUACUGUAACGUAGCGGGGACAAUAUCAGUCCGUGAUGUUCAACCCACACAUCCAUCAGCAGCAGCAACAGCAGCAGCAGUUUCACCAGCACCUGAGGCACCUGCAGCAACUUUUCCAGCAGCAGCCUCCGCCUCCUCCUCCGCCGCAGCCGCCCCCGGGACACCAUGUCCCCCACCACCACCAGACGCCACGAGCCAUUCCUGUUCCUCCUCAGACAGCCCCUCCACCCCGGAUGGUCAACCUGUGUCAGGCGACCCAGACGACCAUCAUCGCCCCCAAUCCUAUGCUGCAGGGGGCUAUACUGAUGCAGCAGAUGCAGGGUAGCAUGCGAGGCUUUGGGAUGGGCGGCCAGCAGUUUCGACAGUUCUUCACCGCGGGGAGCAGGUCGUCCCUGCUCGGGCCAGUUCCCAUGGGAAUGGCCAUCAAGUCGCCCAUGAUGGGUUUCCCAGCUGCGCGACCGUACCACCCGCAUGCCCGCUACUACAAUAACGCCACGACAGCCUCCUCUUCCUCCUCAUCCACCACAGACGUUGCUGCUCGCCAGCUUGACAGAAAGAGGGACAGUGAGCAGAUGGCAUCUGGGAGCACAGACGACCAACCAGCAGGCACCAGCGGUAGCAGUGAAGCUAACGACAGGAUGCAAACAGGUGAUGCUGUGGAGGGAGUGGAUGGGCCCUCGCAGAUUUCUGACGAGCAACUUGAAGAACCUGUAAUGAAGAAGCAGAGGACUGAGGGGUUAGAGACAGAGAAACACAAAGAACAGAGCGUUGUUGAGACUGCCUCCACUCCAGAGACACAAGUUGUUCCCUUAGAGUGUAACAACAGCGCAGAAGAUGUUCAAUCUGAAGGCUGCAUCCCUCUGGAAGAAGGAGGCUCCACAGAGGGAUCUGAUUGUGUUGAGACAACGGAGGAAACUGGAACUGAUGAGGUUCACAGCUGUUUCUCAGCCGCGUCACCCUCUGGCACGCUGGGUGACGACCAUCAGCAGGUCAAUUUACCAGCAGAGGAGUCUUCACAGGGCAAAGAUGCCGCUUUGUGUUCACCGGAGAACCAGGACGACGAAGAGGAGGGUGUAGCAGAAGGCUCCAACAAGUUCUACUGCUACCUCUGCAGCAUUACCUGCCACAACCAGCAAAACUUCAGGAGUCACAUGAACAGCAUUUCCCACCAGCAAAGGAUGAUGGAAAUUCAGCACAUGAGCAACGCCUGCCUCGUCACCCUGCUGCCGCGAGUGCAGGAGUCUCUUCAGGGAGCUAGCAAAGAUGGAGAGAAAAAAGCAGACAAGCGUUGGUGCGCCACGUGCAGCACCCACUUCACCAGUAGCGUCGUGGACCACCGUCGCACAGAAGAGCACAAACUGUCGAGCAGAAUGGAUAUCUCCUCCUGUGCAGUCUGCAAGAAACAUUUCAAGACGUCGCAGUUGUUUUUAGAGCACUUACAGUCCCAGGAGCACAGACUGAAGCUUCAGGAAAAGGGCUACGAGGCCUUGGCCAAGCUGACAUCAGUGGAUACAGACGGGUUUUCAUUAGAAGAGAACGCAGGAAGUGAUGCAGAGGAAGGGGAGGAACGACAGAGGAGUGAUGGAGACCGGCAGGACGGCUGGUCCGCCAUUGAAGAAUCGACCCUGAACGACUUGACCAGCGAGGAGCCGUACGACCCCGACACGGUCUACGGGUCCAGUUUUUUAGUUCCAGUUGCAGGUUUCAUCUGCAGACUCUGCAACAAGUUUUACCACUUUGAAUCUUCUGCGCUGCAUACUCACUGCAAAUCACUGAAGCACUUUGAGAACCUCAAAAGGUACAGCACGUUGGUGAGUCAAAAAGGCGAAGCUGUUGAAUCCUCCAGGAAACCUCUCCUCGCUGCAGACGGCCUCAGGCCCGUAACAGAAACUACCGCCUCGGACUGUUCGGAUCAAAAUUUGCACUCUGACGACACAAGUUUAACAAGGAGCGUGAACUCCACGCAGCCCGCCAUUACACUCACUCGACUGAACUCAGAAAACCAGCAAGAGGAGGGGCGAGCGGAGCCCCCCUCGACCCCGCAGGACUUCACCCCCAUCUCAUCAGCCGGCGCCGGCAGCGCAGACCAAGACCUCAGCCUUCGCCGCGAGGAGGAAGAGAACGCGUCCCGGGCGUCCUCCGCUCAGGAGAGUCCAGCUGAGCUGCCUGCUGGCGGCAGACAGGAGGCGAACUCGGAGCCAGCAGCAGCUGCGGAGGACGCUAAUGAAGAGGAGGAGGAGGAGGAAGCUCCUGCUGGCCCAGGAAGAAAGAACGGCGCGGGGAAGGCCAAAGCGACAGCCAAACGCAGGUCGGGGAGGGCGACGAACAGACGCUGAGUUGAAGGUACCACGUGGAAAAGAAAACCUGGUACAAUCUCAACAAACGGGACACGAAGUGGCUGAAUGUGAAGUGGUGCUUUCGUGGUGCAGAGACCAAGAGGUGAGCGGCUCGGCCUCUCUCCGUGCUGGCGAGUCCUGAUUUAGACACACACCGACACAAAGGAACGCUCUCGGUCGGUGGAACGGGACGUCUCGCGUUAAUCGCUCUCCCAGGGUGGAAAAUUAACAGCCAUUAAACGCAGGUUAAUUUUAAUAUUCUGGGUAAGGCUCUCGAUUUCUUGCCUCCCAUUUAUUUUUGUGCGGGUUCACUUUUAGAUUGCAUCAGGCAGAAGGAGAUCAUCUCAUUAAUAAUCGUAUAUUUUUGUACCAAGGAGACGCUUCUUGUAUUGGAAUCCCAUUUUACAUUAUGAUGAGUUCAGGUUCCACACUACAUCUGCAAGUAUUUAAAAACAACAGUUUUUGUGCAGACUCAUAACUUCAUUUAAACCCCCCCCCCAAAACGCAUUUUUUUCAUCCUCCAUCGACUUUUUCCAAUUGACGUUUAAUUGGCAUUAUUACUCUGGAGUUCUACAUUGAUAUUUAUUAGCACAGGUGUAGUGUCAUAUCUUGUUCCAUAAAGCACUUGGAUACUAAAUGUUGUUUUUUUUAGCUGUGCGGAUUGAAAUGUUUUGCUCCAGACUAAAAUAUCUCAACAACUAUUAUAUCAAUCAAUUGCUUGUUGUGUUGCCAUGAAUAGUUUUCACUGACAUUCUUGGUCCUCAAAGGAUGAAUCGAGCUGCCUUUAUCUUUCCCUUUGAUAAGGGGUUUCUGUCUUCAAAAUUUGCUGCUAACAGCAAAGUUAGAGUACCGCCAUGUUAAAUUGAUAGUUUAUUAAUUAGUUUUUUAUUCUGAGUCAUCCCGAGAUCAGACUUUGUCUAAUGUGACCAACUCUCAAAACUAAAGACAUUCUCAUUAGUCCCAGCUGUAAGAAUUAUUUAAUGUUGGCAUGCUGAACUAGAAUAGUACUAUUGGGGUGUUGAUAUUGGCAUGUAGUAAGGAAGCAGGACAUGCUGUUUGAUUUUAAAUAACAAAAACUUGCAAUUUUGUUCUGUCCCCAAAUUUGAAUGAAGCAAAAAGAAAAAAUGACAGAUCUGUGUAUUUCCCUCUUUUCCCGCUGAGUAGAAAGAGGACGGCUUUCAGUAGAUUCUCAACCCACUGUUUUUGUGGUCUGACUCAUCAUUUUGUUAAUUUUCCACCCUGUUCUCCUCGCAGAUCCGGAGGCUGAUGAGGGCUCAUUGUCAGCUUUUUUCUCUUUUUUUUUGCUCAUUCUCCAGCUAGCUAGAUGAUUGACGUAGGAGGCUGUACCGAUGGUAAAGUGGAGACAUUUUCCACGCCGCUAACCACGUAGCACGCGCUAUUAGCCUGCUGAUAAUGUAGAAUGUAACCAAAUUAAGUGUUUGAGCAGGUGACAACUUUUGGUUUAAAAAAAAUAAAUAAUGAAGUGUUAAAUGGCCUGAGUAUUGAGAAAUAAUGAUUUUUGAAAAUGAUCAUCGCUCGGUUCGGGGCAUUUUCUUUUCCUUCCCUGAGUAAUUUAAGUUGAAGUGGAUGUUGUGUGAAAAAAAAAAAAGCCUUCUCACUGAAACAGAACUAUAUGGUACAUAAUUACUGGCCUAUUAUCUGCAGUAGAGAGAGAGAGAGAGAGGAUUUGGAUCUGCUGGAGUUGAAUGUAGUAGCCUUUUCAACAAAACCCUUUUGACAUUUGGAGACUGAAUUACGAGCUAUCUCCUCCUCCCUUCCCCUGGGACACUUCACGUUCACAGAAGCCGGCAUCAUGUGUACACACUGCUCAUUUUGACCUUUGAGCACUUGUCCGCCAGGGCAGGUAUAUUUUCCUGUAGCUAAUGCAGAAUCCAUAGAGAUAAAAUGAAAUGAAAGUCCCACAAGAAGAAGGACACGCAAACAUUAAUGUGGGUGUCUUUUCCGCGCGUGCAUAACAUAUUUCCGUUGACUUGAAAGCAUUCGCAGCACAGCGACAGUAGUUGGUGACUCCAGUUUACCUUUGCUUUGUCUUUUUUAUUCCGUUAUACCUUUUUUUUUUUUUUUUGCUAUACAUACACUGGACAGAUGGAAACACAUUUGAGGUAGUGGUCCAAACUGAUUUGCAAGAAAGAUUGUGUAGUAAUUUGAUGUAGCAAAUAAUCUUUGUAAACUCUGAUUUCAUGCAUACAUUAGUUUAUCCCAGUUAGAGAUUAAACCGAUGUAUAUUUUUGACUGUGGCGCUGCAGCUCUCACAAGCCACCAAACAGGUGUGAAAUAGGACGUUUCGCUUCCUUCUUCACGACCAGUAUGCUGUUCUGGAAACAUUUCAUCCUCCGUACUUAGAGAAGCAUAUUUUAAACCACGAAGGACUGGCUGACACAUGUAGCGACUCUUGUGACGACAGUGUCAUGUGAUAAAGAUCACGCCCCGAAGGAACCAAGACGUGAUAUCAGAGCCGUGCUCUUAAGCUCUGAAGGCAAAACGGUGCAGAAGAGAGAAAAUGAUCAUUUCAAACAACGCUGUAUGUUUCUUAAUUGUAUUUUUAUUCAGCUACUGACAAAAUUGAGAUGAACAAACAGGUGAUGUUUUCUAACUGCUGGAACUUUAAUGUAUUUUUGGAUGUUUGUUUUCUGUUUGGAAGUCAUCUUAAUUUAUAAUAAAAUGUCAGACGGU